This is a messenger RNA of Caenorhabditis briggsae, 783 nucleotides long. Gene Ontology annotation, molecular function: G protein-coupled peptide receptor activity. Lineage: Eukaryota; Metazoa; Nematoda; Chromadorea; Rhabditida; Rhabditidae. The transcript has 3 exons. The record is from RefSeq and is a predicted model, not a curated record. Bases 1 to 783 code for a protein of 260 amino acids.
AUGCCUCCCCCUCAAGACUCAAUUUUCCCUUACAAUCUCUCCAUUUUUCAAUUCAUUGGAAUCUUAAUAAACGUUCUUCAAAUCCUGAUCCUUCUUCAAAAAGACCUUCGAUGCAAUCCUACGUAUCGAUUGAUGACGUGGAUUUGCCUAUUCGAUAUACUUUCCCAGAUAUCCACUUUCACGGCCUACUCCCCGUUGUGGAUCCGGAAUAUUCUGGAAAACGAGUUAUGUUUCGUUAGCAAAUCUUAUCAGGAUACAAUCUCGAAUCUUCUGGGCUCUGCAUUUUCCGACACCUUCCAACGUCUAUCCAUCUGGCUAGCACUGGUUAUAUGCUUUUAUGAUGUCAUGAAAAUUUCCAAACCAAAUGAUGUGUUCAAAGUUAUAUCACUAUUAUGCUUGAUGUCUGUUAUUUGGUCUUAUAUGGUGUAUUUUCAGAAUGUGAUUCAGCCGGUGUACUUUGAACUGGAUUGCACUGGAAUAAACGUUACAUUCUCCGAAACUCGCUAUCAGGUCGUUAUUGCGCUGCCGAAACAUAAGGUUCUCUAUGGGCGGAUUCUGAUUUUGGAUGGGAUAGUGAAAAUAGUUCCAACAGUUAUGGAGUGUGCUCUAAUGAUGGUUUUGCUGAAAAAUGAGAAAGCAAGGUGUACAGAUGAGAGAACCAAACGAGAGAAUGUGACAAAACUGAUUCUAGUGUUCAUGAUCCCUUAUCUUCUAACCGGGGUGCCUAGUACUUUGGCAACAUGCCUAAAAGCGCUUCUUCCGGACGAUUCGCUAGUUUUGUAA